Molecule: messenger RNA, 3932 nt
Organism: Scleropages formosus (Asian bonytongue)
Lineage: Eukaryota; Metazoa; Chordata; Actinopteri; Osteoglossiformes; Osteoglossidae
Exons: 20
Coding region: 54-2741 (895 amino acids)
Biological process (GO): protein localization to plasma membrane; integrin-mediated signaling pathway; T cell receptor signaling pathway
Cellular component (GO): plasma membrane
Molecular function (GO): protein binding
Source: RefSeq, a predicted model, not a curated record
ACAGUUCACGUGAAUUGCGUGUCUUUCGAGUGGGAGGAAACCAGAAGUAACCCAUGAAUACAGGGGAAAAACGCACAAAAAAUCUACACAGACCGAGCCGGAUUCGAAACGAAACCCGGUCGAAGAGUGAGGAACAGCGCUACGACUAUCGCGCUAUCCCUCCGCUCGGAUCGGCGCCAGAACGCGCAUGCGCUGUGGUAUCCGCUAUUCCCCCGGGAGAGAGACGUCGUGAGCGCACACCUGAGAGUUUGACUGGCUUUAAAGCCAUACGAGCCAAGUUUCAGGAGGAGAUCGCCAAGAACCAGGGCAGAAACAAGCCUACUGUUCCUGACAAGCCGAAGCAAGUUCCACCUGCUGGACCGCCAUCUUCACUUCUGAGUGCUGUUAAUGUGAUCUCUGACAACAGGCCAGCAGUUAUGCCAUGUGUUGUCUUCAAAGACCCCAAGACAGGCCCAGCAUUUAAGCGACCCAUCUCCCAACCUCUCCCACUGCCGCCCUGCACACCUCCCCUCUUCACUGGAGAUGAAAACGCACGGUGCUCCUUCAGAGAUAAGCGAUUGUCACUCGUGUUGCCGGUGCAGCCAAAACAACACAAACCUCAACAACCUGUGUCAUUUAGUGGUUUCUCCCAAUCUGACAUGCCUCAAAAAGAGGCAUUUCCUUUCAAAUUAGCAUCUCCAGAACCCAUGAAAGAAAAUGCCUUCACUACUUUGGCUGAUAACCCAGUUGGGGAGAAUUUUGGGGAAGAGAGCAUGGUUGCUCCUCUUCAGCUGUAUUCAAAUACUGAGUCCCCAUCUCAGAGCCCAGAUGCACUAGCCACUCUUUCCUUAGCUGAAGAAGCACGCAGUGGAUCUCUGUGGAACAUAGCCAUGCCAUGCAAUUUUAACACUCUUCAAACCAGUGAGAGAGAGCAUGUACCUAGUUCUUUAUUGCUGUCCACCAGUUCAAAGAGCAAGUCAGCUGCUUAUGAAGAGCAACAUCCUGCAGUGCAUGCCAAUAAACUGUCCUCCAAGUGCUCCCCCACAGAUGACAAAAUGAAGGAAGAAUUUCUUCAGAAAUCCUCUAGCGACCUUAAGUCCACCAGUGUGUCUGCAUUAGCGGCCAAGAUCAAUGGCAGUACUCACCGAAAGAUUAUAGAAACCUUGGAGGAGAUCAUGGGCUCUGGAGCAAAGGUUUUGCAGCCAAGGUUUCAGACUGAAACUUUGCCACCUAAAGUACCUCUUCCAAGUCUACAGUCUCUUGGUCCCAAGCUGCAGAAGCCUCCAAGACCCCCAUUUGUGGAUCUCUCUUCUUACUGGACCACAAUGGCAAAAGCUCAUGGUGAAAGGGGCCUCAUUGGAGCACCUCAGAAUCUGGCUGCUGAGCAUCCACAGCUUCAAAGUGCAGAACCUAUGGUUGGAGAUCUACGAAACUCAGAAUUUCCAGACACAAGUGCUUCAGACUUGAAUGCAACAGAAAUCAAGGGUCUUUAUCCUGGACACCAGCCCCUUAGUUCUGUAGAGCCUGAAGCUCAGGAGCCUAAGGUCUCAAUUCUUCAGGCUCUGGGGUUAUGGAGCAGGGCUCUGGAUUCUGAAGUUGCAGAAUUUAUAGAACCUGGAGCAUCAGCUUCCGAGGCAUCUCAAAUUCCAUGUCCUGCUCCUGUAACUGAAUCUCUUGCAAAUAGAGAACCUAAGCAGCCAGCAAGACUCAACUAUGAUACCACUGACAAUCUUUAUGAAGAUGUUGAGAAUGUCAGGAAGCUUCACCGUGGUCAUCACACGUGGAAGCGCAAAAGCAUUCCAAAAAAUCCAUAUGCUGAUUCCCAGGUAAUGAAUGAAGAUGGGCGCAAGAGUGCAUGGUUUCAUAAUCCAUGGUUUGGUAUGACUGGGGAACUCCAUAGUCUGUCAUACUCACAUGGAGAUGGCCAUGGUCGAAAGGUAAGCCCUGAGGACCAUGAGGACAAAGAGCUCAAGAAGAGAGAGAAGCAUCGUCUGGAACGAGAGAAAAAGGAGCAAAAAGAGAGGGAGAAGAAGGAGCAGGAAAUGAAAAAGAAAUUCAAGAUAACUGGGGAAGAGGAGCCUAUGUAUCAGGCUAAGGUGACUGUGGCCAGCAAGGGUCGCAAAGGAGACCUGCCUGUGCAGACUGGGGAUGUGGUUAGCAUCAUCCGUACCACCGACUGCCCCAAAGGGAAGUGGCUGGCACGGGAUAGCAACAAUAGAUAUGGCUAUGUCCCUGUGAUGAAUGUAGAGCUGGACAUCAAGGAGAUGCUGGAGCUGGGAAAGAAGGCAAGCCAGGCAGCAUGUCGUGGCACCAUGGAGGGAGAUUAUGUCAGCGACGGCAGCAGAUCUUCUAACCAGUGGCCUGUUCUGACUAGCAGCUUUACAGACAGUGAGGAAUGGACAUGCGAUGAUGAAGAAAGCGUUUCCUCACCCUCGGAUGCACGAGGUCAUAUCCAAACACUGUUGAUGCCUGAAACAUCCUUCACAAAUGGAAAUGCUCAACUUGCUUUCAGUGACAUCAGCUCAGAGGACAGUAGCAUGCUUGCAAGACACGAAGCACUCCAGAAACUUGCCAGCUUCUUUGAGCAACAGCAAGAAACUGGCGAUACAACAGAAAAUGAAGACAUUAACCUAAAAACUGAAGAACAAUUUGAGUUUUUCUGUUCGGUAGAGGAACAAAUGUGUCUUCAGCAGGAAGAUGAUUUCCAGGUAUCGGACCUGAUGAUCCUGCCCCCACCGGAGCCAUAUGCAGAUAGAGGAUGACUGGCUGAAUGGCUGCAGUCCCAGUCACACCUACUGGUGGAGAUGAAUGAACCUUAAUGGACUCGGUCUUGUAUGUGCAAAUACAUCUGUCACGGCGAGGGAGUAAGACUAACAUCAUGAUUUGGAGUUCUGACCAUCUGCAUUUCAGAAAAUUCCCCAGGACUGUUUUCAGAAUUAAAUCUUGCCAUUGAUUUUGUAGGUGUUUAAUCAGGCAAAGUAAAAAACAGUGGGAAGUGACUGUCAGUCAGCUUCAGUCACUCUGUCUUAACAAAGCAACUUCAGCAGCCAAAAAAGCAAAUGUUCUAAAAAGGUAAACCAUUAGCAUAAGUGCAGUACGAUGAUUGAGUUGCAGCAUAAAAUGGUUUUGUAUACUGAAACUGAACGAGCUCUUACGAACACAAUUCACUUAAUUUCGAACUGGUAUUUCUAUGUCUGGUUUUUCAGUAAGUAGUAACCCAUGACAGUCAUUUUUGGCAUCUGCUAUUGUGAUGUGGUGAAAAAUAUGAGCGAGUAUUAGUUUGGUAAAAUAGGGGUAUACUAUCCUAAGCACAGCAAAGGUCUGUUAGCCUUCAAACAUGCCAUGCACAUAUUUAGAAAGGUCGCUGUAUCAUGUUCUAUUGUUAUGCAAAAUUGCCAAGAAUCUGCAUGUUUAUUUUUGGUAGUUCAUUUAUUCUGUUCCAAGUGUUUCAAAAUGCUGAGGUUUUUCUAAAUUCAUUGUGAAUUUUUUUUUUUUUUUUUUUUUGUUUUUUGUUUUUUGUUAGGACCUGGGAUGAAGUUUAGUGCACAGGAAAACUUUUUUUUUCCACAUUUUUUCCCUCCCUCGAUGUAGAAUAUCUUUUCUUUUGCAAUCAAUAAACUCAUUUAAAUGGAGCCUACUCCUCUCAGUGUGAAUGGCCUGCACACCACAAUACAUUACAUAUGUCUAUACAGUGUCAUGGCUGGUAGACUUGCUUUUCAUUACUUUGUAUUGCAGGCCAAAAGAUUUUACCCACCCUUAAUAGAGCAGCAAGAAAUUAAAUAUUUACAAUUGCCACAUUUUUCAAUAAGGAUCCAGACUUCCACCAUAAAGUGUACACCUAAGGGAAACUGUAAUGCUUGCUUUACUUACUUGCUGUAAUUAUGUUUCUAUGUUAGAGAUGAAUUAGAUUGUUAGGAGUUUAAGUGAAUGCCCAGCUUUUUUUUUUUUUUUGG